Capsicum annuum is the source of this 1383-nucleotide messenger RNA. RefSeq names its product putative F-box protein At3g16210. Gene Ontology annotation, molecular function: protein binding. The record is from RefSeq and is a predicted model, not a curated record. Lineage: Eukaryota; Viridiplantae; Streptophyta; Magnoliopsida; Solanales; Solanaceae.
UUGUAAGCAAAAGUAGGAAAACACGUGUCUAUGCAAAAGAGUUGUAUGUCUUUGUAACCGAAAGCAUGUGAAAUGACAAGCUGGUUGUCCUUGUGAAUGCGAAAUGACGAGAUUAUCUUCAUGAUAAAAUAAACUUGUUAGCACAAAGAGGAGCUUAACUUCCUCUUAUAGAAUAAGAAAAACUCAAACUCAAAACACUAUCCAUAUUCAACCAAAAUCAGCAAUCAAUUGUUCAAGGCAAAGAUUUUUGAAAUGCCUAAUGAUAUCACCCUUCAAAUUCUUCUAAAACUUCCUAUCAUAUUGCUUUUACGGUUCAAAUGCAUCUGCAAAUCAUGGCGCUCUCUAAUUGAAGAUUCCCAAUUCAUCAAGCUUUACUGUAAUUCGUCAAAAAAGGAUGUGAAUCGUCACAAAAUCUUCAUAACUGAUGGUGAAUAUAACAACAAUGACAACUAUUUCUACUCCUUAGAUGCUCCACUUCUACAUGAUUCUAUGGCCUCUCUUAUCGGGCCUCCAAUUCCAGGAAUAAAUCAAUUUAGUAGAGUAAGUUUUACUAGUUCUUCAAUUAAUGGUAUACUUCUUAUGAUUUUUCCUUACGACUUUAUCGUUUUGUGGAGUCCCACCAAGAGCAAAAAGAAAAUCCCUAGCCCAAUUUCUAAAAAGAAAAAAAAGGAGAGGAUACGAUUUCCUGCUAUUUAUGGAUUUGGCUAUGUUUCCUUUACUGGCGAUUAUAAAAUAGUUAGAGUAGGGAAAAAAGAUAUUUCAAAUGACUAUUAUGAGGUUAAUUCGUUUUCAACAAAAAGUUAAUCGUGGAAAUUGAUUGACAAGUUUUCUCCGAAUAACUUUUUUUUGGAAAGGGACAUUGUUAUCAUAGACGUGAUUAUUUAUUCGAGAGUGAUGACGGAUUUGUCUUCGUGUAUGAAUGAAUCUAUUAUAUUAAGUUUUUGUUUGAAGAAGGAACAAUUUCUGCUAGUGUCAUUUCCAGAUCGGAUUCAAAGGUUCCAAGAUCCAAUUUUGUAUGUUUUAGAAGAAAAUCUUUGUUUGACUAGGAUACAUAAUUUAGCGAAUCGCGAUUUUGAAGUUUGGCAUAUGAAAAAAAGUGAAUUAAUGAACAACACAUGAAGUAAGAUCUUGACGAUUCCAUCGAUGCAUUGCGGAUGUAGCUUGAGGCCCGUGAGCUUAAUGAGAAUUAAUGGAGAUAUAAUAUUUCUAAGGUAUAAAGGUUAUUUCGAGGUCUAUAAUACAAAAGAAACAAAAGUAGUUGAAGUUACUAGGCUUGAAUUAUCACUUUUCUUCAACUGGGUUGUACCAUAUGUAGAGCACUUGUUUUCUCCUAAACAGAAGCAGAUUCAGGAGUACAAAAAGAGUCAAAUUCGAAAUAGUUAA